AUGAGCAACAGAACUAGAGGAACAAGGGGAGCUUCUAGCUCGAGGGCACCUGCGGUAGAGGAUCCGAGAGUUGAUGGAGUCCUUAGGGCCCUAGAAGAGAUUGGUAACUUGAUGGGUAGGCAGGCUCAAGAGAGGGCUGCUGCCGUUGCUCAAGCCGCCGAGGCUGCUGUGGCUGCUGCCAAUCUGGCAAAUGGAAAUAAUGGAUUAAAUGGGAAUGGAGACCCGGAGGUGGCACCUCGAUGGAUCGAAAAGCUAGAGAAAGCCUUCGAAGUUUUGGGGUGCACGGAAGAAGAGAAAGUAACCCUAGCGGUUUACCAACCGGAAGGUACCGCUGAUGAUUGGUGGAAGGCCACCGGAGGAGGAAUCUUUCCCGAAGGCACCGCUCCGAAUUGGACUGCCUUCACCGAGGCGUUUAACGGGAAGUAUUUUUCGGAGACCGCACAAGAGCGGAAACCGAUAGCGUUCCAACGGCUUCGCCAGAACCAGCUGACGAUCGAUCAGCACGAAGCCGAAUUUUCAAGGUUGUCGAGAUAUGCACCGAGAAUGGUUGAAAAUCCGAUAGACAAGGCACGGAGAUUUCGAGAUGGACUAAGGCCCGACCUUCGUAGCCAGAUGAUAGCACCGAACUUGAGGACCUACAAUGAGAUGUACGAGCGAGGCCGAGAUGAUUGA
This is a messenger RNA of Rhodamnia argentea, 672 nucleotides long. RefSeq lists its product as uncharacterized. The transcript is spliced from 2 exons. Lineage: Eukaryota; Viridiplantae; Streptophyta; Magnoliopsida; Myrtales; Myrtaceae. The coding region runs from base 1 to 672 and encodes 223 amino acids. The record is from RefSeq and is a predicted model, not a curated record.